Molecule: messenger RNA, 950 nt
Organism: Poecile atricapillus (Black-capped chickadee)
Lineage: Eukaryota; Metazoa; Chordata; Aves; Passeriformes; Paridae
Exons: 2
Coding region: 6-950 (314 amino acids)
Source: RefSeq, a predicted model, not a curated record
CAGGCAUGAAGACCCCUUUGCACACUCAGAAUUGCACGAGACGCCCCUUGCACACUCACAACUGCUCAAGGAUGGUCCUUUGCACACUCAGAAUUGCGAAGGAUCCCCCUUUGCACACUCAGAACUGCAUGAGGAGCAUUCUCUUUGCACGAGACGCCCCUUGCACACUCACAGCUGCUGGAGGAGGGUCCUUGCACGCUCAGAAUUGCACAAGGACCCCUUUGCACACUCACCCACACAUGAAGAUCCGUUUGCACGCUCAGAAUUGCACAAGAUGUCCCUUGCACACUCACAACUGCUCAAGGACGGUCCUUUGCACACUCACAACUGCUCAAGGACGGUCCUUUGCACACUCACCCACGCACAAGGAACCCUUUGCAUGCUUGCAAUUGCACAAGGAACCCCCUUUUGCACACUCACAGCUGCUGGAGGAGGGUCCUUGCACACUCAGAAUUGCACAAGACACCCCUUGCACACUCACAGCUGCUCAAGGAGGGUCCUUUGCACACUCAGAAUUGCACAAGGACCCCCUUUGCACGCUCACAACUGCACGAGGAUCCCCCUUUGCACACUCGGAAUUGCACGAGACGCCCCUUGCACACUCACAACUGCUCAAGGAGAGCCCUUUGCACGCUCAGAAUUGCACGAGGACCCCUUUGCACACUCACCCACACACGAGGACCCCUUUGCACACUCAGAAUUGCACAAGGACCCCUUUGCACACUCACCCACACACAAGGACCCCCUUUGCACGCUCAGAAUUGCACGAGGCCCCUCCCUCGCACGCUCACAGCGGUGCCAGGCCCCCCCCCGCCCCUUGCACGCCCCCGUUGCACACUUGCCCCUCCCCCCCCGCGCUGGAAUGUCGCUGCGAUGCCGAUAAGGUGCCGAAGGGGGGUGGGGGAGGGGAAAUCGGGAUUUGGGGGAUUUUUGGGGGGGCCCCGGGAUAG